Molecule: messenger RNA, 2172 nt
Organism: Manihot esculenta (cassava)
Lineage: Eukaryota; Viridiplantae; Streptophyta; Magnoliopsida; Malpighiales; Euphorbiaceae
Product: aspartyl protease APCB1
Exons: 9
Coding region: 300-2009 (569 amino acids)
Biological process (GO): proteolysis
Molecular function (GO): aspartic-type endopeptidase activity
Source: RefSeq, a predicted model, not a curated record
GAGCAAUCAUAGUGAGCUUCCUAGAACUCUUCACUUUCCACUUUUCUAAUUCUCCUACUUCCUUCAAUCUUCCCCUGCCAUGUGUCUUACGUAAUUGGCUUUCAUAUUGACUGUCUCUGCUCUCUGUCCAAACUUCGGAGACACAAAACGCGCAGACCAAGUCGUCGACCACAGACGACGGAGACAGACGCCAUGAGCAAUUGAGCACAGCCCAAGAACACCUUCCUCUCUCUGCUUUUACUCCGAUCUUAGCUUCUCUUGAGUGAUUCAAUCAUACCCUUUUUGUUACAGAGGGAGCUAUGGAGUCUGAUCACCUUCCCCCGAUUAAAGGUGUGGUCAUUAUUUCACUUCCACCUCCAGAUAAUCCUUCUUUAGGCAAAACUAUCACUGCUUUUACUCUCACUGAUGAUGAUCACUAUCCACAUUCUUACCAAUCCCAUCAAGAUUACCAGCUUCCAGUCCAAUCUUCACCGCCGCCGCCGCCCCAAAACCCCCAAAUUCAGUUAUCGUCUUCAAAAUUCUUUCUUGGUAUACCUAGAAAGCUCUUGGGCAUUGUGUGUAUCUCUCUGUUUGCUCUUAUGCUUUAUAGGUCUGUCUUUUCAAGUACCCUUCAGGAAUUGGAGGCUUCUGAUGAUGAUCAAAAGCCUAAGUCUUUUAUCUUUCCCUUGUAUCAUAAAUUUGGAAUUCGUGAGAUUUCGCAGAUUGAUCUUCCACAUAAAUUGGUGAGGUUUGUCUAUAAGGAGAGUCUGGUGACUCCAGGUGAUGAUGCUAUUGGUCCCCAAAAGAAUAGCAAGUUAGCUUCUUUAACUACUGCUGCUGCUGCUGUGGAUUCAUCUUCCAUUUUGCCCGUCAGGGGCAACGUUUUUCCAGAUGGAUUGUAUUUCACAUACAUGCUUGUUGGGAGUCCUCCAAGACCUUACUAUCUCGAUAUUGAUACUGCAAGUGAUUUAACAUGGAUUCAAUGUGAUGCUCCUUGCAGUAGCUGUGCCAAGGGAGCAAAUGCUUUGUACAAGCCAAGAAAAGACAACAUCGUAACACCCCGAGACUCAUUAUGCAUGGAACUUAAAAGAAAUCAGAAUGCAAGGCAUUGUGAAACAUGCCAACAAUGCGACUACGAGAUUGAAUAUGCAGAUCAUAGCUCCUCCAUGGGAGUUCUUGCAAGAGAUGAACUUCGCCUGACGGUGGCAAAUGGAUCUUCAACUGAAUCAAAAUUUAUUUUUGGGUGUGCAUAUGAUCAGCAAGGCUUACUUUUAAACACUUUGGCAAAGACAGAUGGGAUCCUUGGACUAAGCAAAGCCAAAGUUAGUUUACCUUCUCAAUUGGCAAGCCAGGGGAUCAUAAACAAUGUGGUAGGUCAUUGUCUUACCAACAAUGUAGGCGGCGGCGGAUAUAUGUUCUUAGGUGACGAUUUCGUUCCACGCUGGGGUAUGGCAUGGGUUCCUAUGCUCAACCGUCCUUCCACAGACUCUUAUCAGACAGAGAUUAUGAAGUUGAAUUAUGGAAGCAGCCAACUCAGUCUAGGUGGGCAGGAUAGAAGAGUAAGAGGGGUAGUGUUUGAUAGUGGCAGUUCUUAUACAUACUUCCCAAAAGAAGCUUACUCUGAAUUGGUUUCAUCUGUUCAAGAGGUGUCCGGGAAGGGACUUAUCCGAGAUACAUCAGAUCCAACACUGCCCUUCUGUUGGCGAGCCGAAUUCCCUAUCAGAUCCGUUGCAGAUGUUAAGCAGUUCUUCAAGACUUUAACCCUUCAAUUUGGGAGCAAAUGGUGGAUUAUUUCCACAAAGUUUCGCAUUCCUCCAGAAGGCUAUUUGAUUAUUAGUAAUAAAGGCAAUGUGUGCUUGGGCAUUCUUGAUGGAAGCAUGGUGCAUGACGGAUCCACAAUUAUACUUGGUGAUAUAUCAUUGCGUGGGCAAUUGGUGAUAUAUGAUAAUGAGAACAAGAAAAUUGGGUGGAUGCCAUCAAAUUGUGUCAAGCCAACAACAUUCCAGAGCCUGCCUUUCUUUGAGGGUUAGAUCCUUAUAUAUAUAUAUAUAUAUAUUUUUGUACAUUGAUAGUUCAGCUUCUACUUUGUUAUUUACUUGUUUGGCAUAUAAUAUAAUUAAAAUGCAAUGUAAUUAAGUGAAAUUUUAGUUUGUAAUAGUACUUCAAGUUUUAUUUAAUUACAUUUAUCAGGCA